ACAUCCAAGACGGCACAGUCCGCCGGUCACCGUCGUCGCGAGCGCACCACGUCACAUUCGCUGUCCGCCGCCAUUCCAAGCACGCGCGACCGCAAACAGCACACCCAGCGACCAUCGUCUCUCGUAUCGCGUUGGUCAUAUCGUAUCGGGUCGGGCAGCGCACCGGAACACCGGACGACGAUGUGCGUGAAUGUAACGUAGCACCGGAAUCCUAGUCGAAAGCGCAACACGAGCAGGACCUUUGUCGAGGUGCUCAGAAUUCCAUCGUCGUCUUACGCGCGUACACACACACACACACGUCUAUCGGCGACUAUGACCGAUUGACCGGACCAGCAACCCGAAGAUUGUGCGACCAGGAUCCCACGUCACGACGAGGAUAACUGAACAUCCGAAUCCGUUGAACGCAACACGCGACGCGCGCGCAGGUAUACAAUAUGGCAGCUUUUCAAUGGAUAACAGCCUUAACGGUGUUUCAACUGCUGACAAGUUGUUUUUGUCUGGAAAAUGGAUUGGCCAGGACACCUCCUAUGGGAUGGUUGUCAUGGGAGAGAUUCAGAUGCAAUACCGAUUGCAAAAACGACCCUGAUAACUGUAUUAGCGAGAAACUCUUCAGGACCAUGACCGACCUUGUGAUAUCUGAAGGGUACGCCGCUGUAGGUUAUGAGUAUAUAAACGUGGAUGACUGUUGGUUGGACUUCUCAAGGUCGUACAAUGGCAGACUGCAACCCGACGCCAAACGGUUCCCCAGGGGAAUGGCUGACCUAUCCGAAUACAUCCACUCGAGAGGUCUGAAAUUCGGUAUCUACGAGGACUACGGUAACUUCACAUGUGCUGGAUAUCCGGGAAUCUUGGGAUCGCUCGAGCUGGACGCGUUCACGUUCGCCGAAUGGAACGUGGAUUUCGUCAAAGUGGACGGCUGUUACUCGCUGCCCAAAGACAUGGAUCAAGGAUACAGUGAGUUCGGUUAUUAUCUGAACAAGACCGGCAGGCCCAUGGUGUACUCUUGCAGUUGGCCGGUUUAUCAGACGUACGCAGGACUACAACCCAACUAUUCGGCUAUUACUCAAAGGUGCAACUUGUGGAGAAAUUUUGACGACAUCCAAGACUCCUGGGCCAGUGUGGAGAGCAUAAUCGACUACUACGGCGAUAACCAAGAAAUUAUCGCAGCCAAUGCAGCCCCCGGACAUUGGAACGACCCGGACAUGUUGAUUAUUGGUAACUUUGGAUUAAGUUACGAACAGUGUAAGGUACAGAUGGCCAUAUGGGCUAUACUUGCCGCCCCGCUGCUCAUGUCGACCGAUUUGAGGACCAUUAGACCCGAAUACAAGGCUAUUUUACAGAACAAAAAAAUCAUUGCCAUCGAUCAAGACAAGUUGGGAAUCCAAGGUCGAAGGAUUUACAAGCACAAAGGCAUUGAAAUUUGGGCCCGGCCGGUGACACCUAUUUUCGAGAACUACUUCUCGUACGCACUCGCCUUCGUCAACCGCAGAACAGACGGCACGCCAUCUGACGUGGCUGUCGCUUUACACGAAAUGGGUCUGCUGUCACCCACAGGAUACAGAAUACAAGAUCUGUACGAAGACGUCGACUAUGGAGUACUGUCCCCACAAACAAAAAUCAAGGUCAAAGUGAAUCCCACCGGCGUUGUGAUAUUGAAAGCGGAGGUCCAACAAAAUUUGAUCAAACAAAACUUUUACAAACCAUACAACCCGUUCACGCAAGUCUACCCGUUGAGAACAGUGAACGAUUUCGUGAAAAAAUGAAACUACCAAACUGCAACUAUUUUUCAUCAUCGAGACGCGAUCGCGCGCCGACUCAUCAAGCAACAAUAUCAAAAAAGGAUCGUCGGACAAAAAAAAAUUAAAUAGUAAAAUAAAAAAAAUUAAAAAAAAAUUAAAAAAAAAUUAAAAAAAAUUAAAAAAAACAAUUAACAAGUAAGGUAAAAAGAGUGGAAUACACUAAUACAACAUCAUAUAUUGUUUUAAA
Messenger RNA from Sipha flava (yellow sugarcane aphid), 1986 nucleotides. RefSeq names its product alpha-N-acetylgalactosaminidase. The record is from RefSeq and is a predicted model, not a curated record. Gene Ontology annotation, molecular function: alpha-galactosidase activity. Gene Ontology annotation, cellular component: cytoplasm. Bases 435 to 1763 code for a protein of 442 amino acids. Lineage: Eukaryota; Metazoa; Arthropoda; Insecta; Hemiptera; Aphididae. The transcript has 10 exons. Gene Ontology annotation, biological process: glycosylceramide catabolic process; oligosaccharide metabolic process; glycoside catabolic process.